Messenger RNA from Exophiala dermatitidis NIH/UT8656, 4814 nucleotides. RefSeq lists its product as uncharacterized. The record is from RefSeq and is a predicted model, not a curated record. Bases 365 to 4363 code for a protein of 1332 amino acids. The transcript has 2 exons. NCBI's taxonomy places the organism in Eukaryota, Fungi, Ascomycota, Eurotiomycetes, Chaetothyriales, Herpotrichiellaceae. Gene Ontology annotation, molecular function: protein binding.
GCUGCUCCAAACUUGAACGGGAAUCGUGCAACUUGGUUGCAUCUUGAGCCUCUUCUCAGUCUGGCUUGUGCUUCUUUAUCCUGAAAGAUUGUGGUAAAUCCAUCGUUCAAGCAGCCAUCUCCAUCGACAACGCACUUCCACACCACAGCGCCCUCCAUCGCCAGAUCGUGUGCAACCUUCCAAGACGCCCGCGGGCUCCCAGCAUCCAUCACGCACCCACAAUCAAGGCCACAUCUUCACCGCUCUACCCAGCUGGCCGCCCGCUGCAGCCCCAGCCCCCACCGCAGGCCACACCCCUCCAGUUUCGUUCAAAACGGCGGACAGUAAUGAGCAACCGCAUCAUGAGGAAAAGGCGGACGCAACAAUGAACGAACCGGCCGGUCCCCGGGAGUCUCACGAGACUAAAGAUGCAACAACAAUCGACAAGAACCCCAUCGAGCCUCCUCCUCCCACUGAUGGACCAGCCAGUCCAGCUGCCACUCCCAAAGACGAGGCAAUGACUGCUGUAACGGCAGCCGACGAAAGUGCUGAAAACAAAGCCAUGCCUGCUGUUGUUGGAGAUGAUGGUGAUGCCGAUGCUGCUGCCGACGAAGAUUCAGAAGCGGAGACUCUGAUUCAGUCGCCCGAAAAGCAAAGGGCCACAGCCGGAAAUGUGUCUGUUGCCGAGCCUGCAACCGUGGUCCGGCCCAAGGAAGAAGAUUCUUCUGCCGGAGCAGUGGCACCUGAUGCUGAUAACCGAUCAAGAAAACGCAAACGUGGUAGUGACGAUGGGCAAGACGGGACAGCCUUUUCCCCUUCGAGUCGCCGCAGCUCGCCUUUGUCAUUACCUUUGUCCUCACCCCGUAUCCAGACGCAUUCAGCAGAUAGUGAUUCAGAUGUAUCCAGUCAUAUGAUAUCCCGGAAGCCCAAGUCGGAGCGGCAGAAGAGGGACGAUCGAACAGCGGAACCUGAUGAUGCUGCUGGAACGCGCACCGAUAAGCCUCCAGGAAAACGCCGUCCCAGCGAUGGUUUUCCUUCAGUGAGCAAACGUCGAGCGAAGAAUGCCGGCGACGGUGGUGGAGAUCACGAUUUUGCAGAGCGUCGGGAGACCAGAUCCGCCACCUAUCCUCGGCAAUCUUCGCAUGAAAGAUCCGCCUCGCCUCGUUCUCAGGUGAAGAGGGAGCAUAGACGCGGUGUGUCAACCCAGCUGACUCUUGGCGAUGUCGAGCGUAAAAAGCGAGGGCGGCCUCCUGCAAUUCAUACCAGGAGAAGCGGCUCUGCUGGUCAUCGCGCAGUUUCAGAGUCCUCGGAGGAUUCGGAUUCGCCCCAACCGUCCAGGCCUGCGCUGCACAAGUAUUCUUCGGCAGAUCACGAUACCAUGUCGCCAGCCAAAGCACAACCAUCGGGACCUCGAAAGUGGCGCGACAAGAACGGACGGACUCACCUGUCCCGGGCUUGUAACAACAAUGACCUGGCAACAGUGAAGAUAAAACUCGCAGAGCGCCCGGAAGAUCUGAAUCAGGCCGACAACGCAGGCAACACGCCGCUACAAAUUGCCGCCCUGGAAGGAUUCACCGACAUUGUCAAAUUCUUGUUGGAAAACAAAUGUGAAGUCAAUACACGGAACAUUGAUAAGGAGACACCACUAAUUGAUGCUGUUGAAAAUGGCCACGUUGAAGUUGUUCGGCUUCUACUCCAGCACGGCGCGAAUCCGCGGUUGGGUAACGCUAAAGGCGAUGAACCGUACGAACUUGUGCCUCAAGAUGACGAGAAUUACGAGGAGAUUAGGAGACUCCUUGCCGAAGCCAAAGAGAAGCAAAUCAACCAAUCAGGACCAGUUGAACCGUACGACCCUCCUCGCGAGACGUCGUCCAAGCCAGCAUCUGCCGCAAGUCCGCGGGAUUCACCACCUGUCCUGGGACCUAGAAGCCCGCCUGCCUACACCUCCCGCCGAAGAACUGGUCGAAGCGAGUCCACGAGAAACGAUCUUUUAUGGCAAGCAAACACCCAAGAGAAUCUGACCCGCCUGGCGGCCAAAGGUGACGUUCAGGGAGUGGCCAAUAUCCUCAAUAUCCUACAAAAGGCCGAAACCGAGUCCCUGAUCGCUGCGGCCAAGGCAGGGCACGAAGAGGUCUUGCAGUAUCUUCUAGGUAUGGGCGAUCCUGAGCCAGACCCGGAACCCAUCAGGAGCAUCAAGCCGGGUUACAAUACGCCCAUGCUCGCCGCGAUCGGUCGAGGUCACCCAGAGGUUGUCAAGCUCCUGGUCGAACAAUCAGGCUUCAAUCCAGCGAGGAGGAUUCUUAAGGGGAAGACUUACUUUGAGAUUUCGGCAGAGCGCAAAGGUGAACAGUGGCAGAAGGAGUAUGAAAUUCUCAAAGCGGCCUACGACAAGUACACUGGAGGCAAGACCAGGAAGGUGACAUCUCCGCGGGCGACGAGGGAUUCGGAAAAGACCAGAGCCAAGGCUUCUCGUCGUUCUCACUCACCAACUGCGACUAAGCUACGUAAAUCCAGCUCAUCUAGUCCCACGCUGACCCAUAAAUCGCUGCCGAACAAAUCACCGCAAUCAUCAACCCGAGAGAGGGAUCGUGAUGUUGCCUCUACGGAUGGAGGGCAUCGACGGAAGCACCUUGCAGCCAGGAAAGAAACCGCUGACUCUUCGGUGGCGGUUUCAUCGGAUCACGAUCAAACUGUAUCUGCGCCGAGGAAGGCGCCUCCAAAGAAGCGCAGUCAGAGUGAUCUUCCCCUGCCACCCAACCUAGACACUGAGAAUACCCAUCGCCGACGAAGACUGGUCACUGGCAAGGAGCAUCGCAGACGCAAGAGCCUUGCUGCUGAGGAAUCCACAGACGAUGAAAAGACAAAGGUCACUGUCAAGGCUGAAGGUAGACCGGCCACGGCAUUGAAACGAACGCGAGAGAGCAUGUCCCCAGAAUCGGUUGCGACCGAAGAGGGCGAGGUGGGUCGAAAUACUGUCAAAAAGCGUAGGACAGUGGUCGAAAGCAGUCCCGAUGUAUCCGCCGCUGCCAAACGAAGAAGCAGCCGACCUGAAAUUCCUGGCUCUGCGCAAGAUGCUGACAAGCCUCCGAACCAAGCCGACCGGCUACACCCCGCUCCACCAAAGUCCAACGAGCUUGGUGAAGCUAUGGAUGUUGAUGUCGCCGACAGCCGAACCGCACCUGCUGAGACGUUCAACACCAAAGACGGGCAGGCGGAGCCUCAGCCAAUACUUGACCAAGAGCACGAUCCUGUGAAACGAGAACCUCUGGACGUUGGAAUUUCUGCAGCCGAGCUUGUAGCCCGAAAGCAGGAGGAGGCCCAAAAGGAGGAACAGGCUCGAAGAGAAGUGGAGGCCCGAAAGGCAGAACAAGCAAGACGGCAGGAGGAGGCUCGGAAGGCAGAAGAAGCACGACGGCAGGAGGAUGCUCGCAGAGCAGAACAAGCAAGAAAGGAAGAGGAGGCUCGGCAGGCUGAAGAAGCCAGAAAGAGAGAGGAGGAAAGAAAGCGACAAGAGGAGGAGCGGAUCGCUGCUGAAAAAGCUGCCGCCAUAGCUGCGGAAGAACAGCGACUCGCCGAAGAACGUGAACGCAUCCGGAAAAGUGAAGAGCAAGCUGCAGCGCAGAGGAAAGAGGAAGAAGAGCGCCAAGCACGCAUCAAACGAGAGUUGGAGGAGCGACAACGUCGCCAGGAGGAACAACUUCGUCAGCAGCGGCUUGAAAUGGAGCGGCGCCGUAGAGAGGCAUUGCCCAUUUUGCUCAGCACCACAGCCUUGAUGAUUGACAACAACGAUCCCACCGUCAGAAGUGAGGCAUGGCUCAAAAAGUUCCUGCCGUUGUACACCGUCCGAACACAGCAGCUCGACCCAGACGUUGCCCCAGCGAAUCGAGAUGACUUGUGGAUACCAAACUUCCAAGUUGCUGGACUUCUGGUGACGAAGGAUCUUAAUCUGCGCAACUACACCUCACUCGAGAUCAUGCCCGUGACCUUGCAACAACGGCAACGUUUGUGGCAGGUUGCGCGUCUGAUGUUAUCGUUCGAAUAUCAGGUGGACUCGUGGAACACACCUUUACAGAAGGCAAAGGAUCGAGAGGAGGAAGAGCGACCCAAGUUCAUGGCUAUGCAGGAACUUUUCUGGGUCAAGCUCUCCGACUUCGAAGAUCAGAUUCCUCGUCAUCCUCAUCUUGCGAAUUUACGACUCCGGCGACAACCGAUCUCUCUAAGAGUCCUUCCUCAACAGGUCCAAUUUGCCACGGAAGAAGGAUCGCCUUCGACGAAUGGGGUUCCUUCUCCUUUCUCCAACAGUUCUCCACGUCUCACAAACGGCAUCGGCUCUCAUGUACCUCCAGCUGUUAGUGCCGGUUAUGGCCACGGUUUCGGCCGUUGAGGUCCUGCGAGUUUAAGUUACCGGUGUAGGGCUUUGGUGGAUGAAAUUAUGAUUCUCCGAGAAUCUGAGCUUCGAAAGAGCUGGCACAAGGCGAGGCUUUGUUAGAAUCAGCGGAAGAUGGUCAAGUGCCUUUGUACCACAAUGCUACGAUCCUGAGGAUGUCUUAUUAUACGUGCUGUGCACCCUUUCAACAGUGUGUGGAUGAGGAUGAUAGAUGCGCUGGAGAUGAAUCAGCGUGCGGACGGAAAAAUGUCAAUCACACUCCUCGGAGCAAAUUGUCUCAUUCAUAGUUCAGAGUUGAGUCCUUAGUCUUUGUGAUCAUUUUCUCAAAAUGACAGUCCUGUCGCCUUCGCUGGCCCACACAGUGACAAGGCUGACCAUGCUGAGGAUUAUGCACGUGACUCAUAUUGAAUCGCACUGCUGGUACAAACACGCCAAGACAGCACACAAA